AUGUCAGGUGGUACUGUAAAACUGCAACUUUUAAUUAAUCCGAUCUAUAAUGGAAAAGAUGUUUUAGUUGAAGCAAAGACUGAAACUGAUAAAAUAUUGUAUUUGCGUUACAACGGUUUUGUAGAAUCAGAUUUAUAA
Entrophospora candida is the source of this 138-nucleotide messenger RNA. Lineage: Eukaryota; Fungi; Glomeromycota; Glomeromycetes; Entrophosporales; Entrophosporaceae. The record is from the annotation of a GenBank genome assembly.